AUUCUAAAUUUCGUAAUGUAUACUUAAACUCCUACAAAUUUUAAUAUUUUUACAGAAUACAAAAUUAACAAGUGUAAAAUAACAGUAAAUAAAUUGACAAGUAUAUUAUUGAUCUAAAGAAAAAUAUUAGCAAAUCAAAAUGUCUUCAACUGAAACAGUCAAUCCAGCAGAUAUAAUAUGUGGAUUAAAAGCCGCAGUGACGGCCUUAGAAUGUUACCACCACAUGGAUUUACUAAAACAAGCCCAAGAAAUAAAACGGGCAAAGCCAUCACCUCCACCUAUGUUCAUGAUGAUUCCCAUCGAAGAAAAAACUAAUGGAAACAAAAGAUCACGUGAUAAAUGUGAGAACAAUGUAUUAAUAGAAGUACCAACGAAAAGUGUGCAACCAAGAGUGGAAGACAAGGGUCAUGCAAACCAUAAGUCGAAAGAGGACUGUAGCCAGCUGGCACUUAAUUUGAAAUUUCCUGAAAUGAGGGGCGGAAUUUUGUUCACUAGAUGCUAUUGUGUGCAUAGAGAUGGCCUCCAAGAUUCUUGUCCAUUGACCGCGUGUCUAGGCCAUCAAGCCGAUUGCAAUACGAAGCCAUGGCCAACAUGUCCACCGGCGAAGUUUCUUCGGUGUCGAUUUCCACAACAGUUUACAACAGAGAAUAGCCAUUAAACAUCUAUAAUUUGGUGUCAAUAUUCAUAAAGCAUUAUAUUCGCAGUGAUCGGAUAGGACUACAAUCAAUUAUCAUUAGGAAAGAUGUAAAGUACAGUGAUAUAAAUACACAAAAAAAUCGAAUAUACAAUAUAAUAAAUGAUUAUCCAAAAA
Molecule: messenger RNA, 811 nt
Organism: Megalopta genalis
Lineage: Eukaryota; Metazoa; Arthropoda; Insecta; Hymenoptera; Halictidae
Source: RefSeq, a predicted model, not a curated record